Messenger RNA from Alternaria incomplexa, 3714 nucleotides. RefSeq lists its product as uncharacterized. Lineage: Eukaryota; Fungi; Ascomycota; Dothideomycetes; Pleosporales; Pleosporaceae. Gene Ontology annotation, molecular function: nuclear export signal receptor activity; small GTPase binding; RNA binding. The coding region runs from base 1 to 3714 and encodes 1237 amino acids. The transcript has 4 exons. Gene Ontology annotation, cellular component: nucleus; cytoplasm; RNA nuclear export complex. The record is from RefSeq and is a predicted model, not a curated record. Gene Ontology annotation, biological process: RNA export from nucleus; protein export from nucleus.
AUGAACGUUGGGGCAGACCAGGCCCCGCAAACGAAUGGCGGCGGUGGAGCGCAACACCGACAGUCCAACGGCAGCGGCGACUCAGACCUCUCACAGAUAUUGGAAGCGCUGCAGGCCAUAUACGCAACCUCGUCAACGAAUGAUACCCGCCGCCAGGCAACCGAAUACCUCGAGCAAGCGAAACGGCAUCCGGAAGCGCCCUCACAUGGUCACACGCUCGCACUCGACCGCUCGCAACCCGCACCCCUCCGCUACUAUGGCCUCACUAUGCUGGAGCACUCGAUAAAAUACAGCUGGGAGGACUUCACAGAGGACCAAGGCACAGCGUUACGAGGCUAUGCGAUCGAGCUCGCUCAAAACGUGUCCGAAGACGAUGCCGCAUUCCUAAGGAACAAGGUCGCGCAGCUAUGGACGGAGAUUGCGAAGCGCAGUUGGGGCGCCGAGUGGCUGGAUAUGGACGAACUGCUGGUCUCGCUCUGGACAAGUUCUCUGCACCACCAGGCUGUCGUGCUAUACGUCCUGGAAACCCUUUCUGAGGAAGUCUUCAAUCGCGAAGACCCUACCGCAGGCCUUCGAGGUAGCGACCUGGGUCGCGCCUGCGUCGAGAUUUUCACACCGCUUGCCGUCAUACAAGACCAGCUCCCUACACGCGAGAAGAGUCUGGAUGUGCGGUGUGGAGACGAAGGAUGGCUGAAGAGACUAUGCGACAACUUGGGCUGGUGCUUGGGUCAGGACUACCAGAACCAGGAAGCUGUUAAGACAAGCGCUAUCAAGUCUAUGCAGGCCCUCAAGGCGGCCAUGCCGUGGAUCAUGCCCAAGGCUAUCGCUGCAACACAGGUCAUCGAGGCCGUCUGCAAGGCGCUGGCUACCCCAGCCGUAGAGAUGCAGAUUGCCGCCGUCGAGACCCUCCAAGCGAUCUACAACCGAACCCACCUGCACGACGACGAGUUUGUGGAGCUUGUAUGCCCCAUGUUCACACCUGGCAGUGUUUCACUCCUGCGAGAAGUAUACAACUGGACGCUCACGGAUAUGGAUGUGAAUGACAUAGAUGAUCAGAAAUACAUGCUCUGCAAGAGACUCUCAGAAUUGGCGAACAGCCUCGGACUAUUCAUCGAGCAAAAGCCCCAAUCGAUACCAGAUGGGAGCGACCUAACCGGCAUAUUCGGUUUCCUAUACGAUAUCAUGCGCAACCCGAGUCUCGUCGUCUCCAUACCUGUUCUUCAUUGUUGGACCAAGCUAUUACGAUCUAGCAUCGUGCGAGACUCUGAUGUCGUCAACUCCAUGGUUGGCGGGCUACUUGAGACGUGCUGCGCCCGACUCAUUCGAUACGAAUCGUUACCCGAAGAUACCGAAGACGUUACGUUACAAUUUCUCAACGAAGACAUUGAUACGGUACCGGAACGUCAUGCUUUUCUAGGCAACUAUCGGCGCUUCUGCGCAGACGUGAUCGAAGUCCUGGUACGCAAGACACCAGUAGAGGCAAUGGCGCAUAUCCUUGCUCAGGCGACGAACAUGCUCCAGAACCUGUACCAUGAUCAGCCUGCUUUCCAGCGCCAAAACUUCACAAAGAACUCUCCACAAGUCCUUCAGGUCGAUGCGCAGGUCACUGUCAUCGAAGCUGCACUCAAGGGGUACAUGAAGUGGCAGCAAGGGCAAGGCGAAAACGCGCAAGAUGAUGAGCGGACGCGGAAUACACUGGAAGACUCGCUCGAGCAGUGGGGCAGGCAAAUCCUGCAAGCGCAUUUCGAAGAUCCUGAAGUUGCGAGAAAGAUAAUAUCUUUGAUGGCAACUCUCUCAACAAAAGCCCUUGGCGACCGCCCAGGAUUCGCUCUUACCUUCUUGGAGUAUAUGCUUACAGUACGGCUAGCCGAUGACACGAACUAUCCACAGUACUCCGAUGCUGUGAAAGACCUCGAGCGCAUAUGCAGUCUUGAGAUGCAGAAACUAGCGAUGAAAUUCGCUGACGACUUUAUGAACGUCUACGAGCAACUAGAGGCCAAGGUCAAUGAGAUGAUUAAUGAUCCUACGACUGACGAACGCCAACGUAUGGCGUACUCCGCUUUCCUUUUCAUCAUCAUACAUAGAUGUACAACAUUAGAGCGCGCCACGCAAGAGGAGCGCAUGAGACAGAUGCUCAACCGUGUCAAGGAUGCUUGGCGCAACGAUGAGUUCACCCAAGCCAUCUCUUCAUUCCAGUCCUUCUGUGGCGUAUUGGGAAUGGGCCAAUUACCCGAGUUUCUGUCUGCGAACAACUUCCGCGGCAUUCAGGACUGGUCUGACCAACAAUUGCCUAGUGAUGGCCAGGCGUUGCAGGCCUCAAUUCUUGACCGUUCUCAACAACUGCCACUACGACUUACUAAGACAUUACUGGCAGCAUCGACGGAAAAGCUUCGCGAUGGCACUGCUGCGUACGAGACUGCUGCGCUACUCUGGGCAGAGGCCAUACCAGUGCUGCUCCCAAACCUUCUCCAGCUUGUGAGCCAUGCACAAGCAUUCAACGAUAUCGACGCCAACUGGUCACACUUGCCAGUAGAACUACAGCAGGUUAUUCGGAGAGUACUGACAGAUCGGUUCUGGCAAGCGGGCAUAUCGACAGAGAGCCGAGACGACUUCUUUGCAAGAGUUAGUGGCUCCAAGUCGACGUUUGAGGGUUUUGCAUCGACGGUACGAGGCACUGUAAGGCAGAUUAGGGAGAGCUCGUACUACAUCCUCUACUCGUUAACGCGAUUUCGAGACUUCUUCUAUGGGAUAGAAGAUCUGCCAGGCCCGUUGAGUCAAGCCCUGUUUGGCCACGCAGGCGCUCUGACUGCGCAUCAUCUAUCUGUCUUACUAACCGUAUCCACCCAUCUCAUUGAAGGUUGCCCAGCGCGUCUACGACCACAUUUCCUGCCACCCAUGAUACAGGGGCUAUUCAGAGAGCUGGAUCGAAAAAUCUCCGGAGAAUGGAACGAGGUUGCCCGACAGGUGGCGGAUUCGGGGCAGAACGACAACUUGACGGACGAGAUGAAGACCGAGAGCAUACUGCGACAGCUCACAUAUGCUGCGGUUUCGCUUGUCGCUGUCCUGCUCGAUUCGAGACAGGAAUUUGCCCGUCACGAUGAACACAGUCGAAAAGAAGCCAAUGCACCGCCCAUGUGCGACUUCAUUCUCUCAACGCCUGCCGUCCUCGAGCCUAUCCUCCUCUUCUGCAACUCAACAAUACGUUAUCGCGAUACUAGGUCCGUUGUCACCAUGGUCCGCGUAUUGCGCACCCUGCUCCCACGGUUCAAGGAGAAGUCGCCCAUUCGUGACUACUUCUGCAAUGACAUCCUCAAAUCAGCCAUUACGUCCCUCCAUGAGCCAUACUUUGUGGACUGCCAGAAAGAGCUCGCCUCACUCAUCGCGGGCAUCAUUCACCUGGACGAGGAGAUACCGCGCUCGAUCAUCUUGUCUCUACCCGGCAUGGGUGACCAGUAUCGCGUCGACCGCCGUCUUGCAAAGCUCCGUGGAGCGAACAGGUCGGACGAACGUAUGCAGCGCAGCAUCGUACUAGAUCUCAUGAGUAGCAUCAAGGGUAUCAGUAUUCACGAGCAAGGCAAAAUACAGAGAUCGACGAAGACCAAGGCCAGGACUGUCAUGAUGGAGCAGUACAUGAGUGUGGACCAACAGCCGACUAUAGUCCGAGGUACCAGCCCCGGAUUGGCAGGCGUGGCAGACAUGUUCGGAGAGUCGUAA